GACUUCUUCAUUUAAAAUGCCGCCCAUGCGAUUCAAUUAACUCCUCUACCGUACCAGACGCCUAUAUCUUCGAACCAUACUCUUAUAAAUCGCAGCAUUUCCAUCUUAAGAUGUACAAAAAUGUCAUUAAAAUAAUCCUUUUGACUUCUUACUGUUUAGCCAGAAUAAUAAGGGGAGAAAAUACUCAAAAAUAUAGCCGCUCGUCCUUUCGAAAGACCAUUAGAUGACCUAUCAGGCAUCCCAGGAGCCACUCAAUCAAUCCUAUCAAAUCAAAUCAGAACUAUUGAGCUUCCCCAACUUCUUUCUUCCUUCUGAAAGCUUCCCCGCACUACUCGACCGGCUCAUCGCCGACGCCAACGGCUUUCUCUCCGGUGUCGACCAGCAUCAUCGCUCAUUAAGACGGACUAUCAUCACCAUCUCAACCCCCGAUCCCCCAACAUCCAAAAUGCCCAACCCAAUUAUCCUCCAUCUCGGCGACCCCAUCAAAUACAACCAUGACUUCUACAACGGCCCCUUCUCCGACCGCUACGACAUCGUCCCCAACGAUGCUCCAGACCGAGGAUCCUUCAUCCACGCCUUGAAGACAAACCGAUACGGCUCCUUCUCCGCCAUCUUCCGUCCGCACUUCCAAUCCGGGGGUGAAAUGGGCCAGUGGGACGACGAGCUCAUCGCCCUGCUGCCGUCCUCCGUCCGCAUCUUCGCCUCCGCCGGCGCCGGCUUCAACUGGGCCGACGUCGACGCCCUCGGCGCGCGCGGGAUCUGGUACGCCAACGGUGCAGGGGCCUCGGAUGAAGCGGUCUCCGACACAACCCUGUACAUGAUCCUGUCGGUGUUUCGGAACUUCACGAGGGCGCAGAUCGCCGCGCGCACGGCCGAUCCGGCACGCUUUACGGCCACGCAUAAGCUUCUUGCGAUGAUUUCGAGGAAUCCGCGCGGUCAUGUCCUGGGGCUGGUGGGGUUGGGGAAUAUUAGCAAAAGAGUGGCGGAGAAGGCGCGGGCGCUGGGGAUGGAGGUGAUGUAUUUUGAUGUGGUGAGGGCGGAGAGGGAGGAGGAGGAGCGGUUGGGGGUGCGGUUUGAGGGGUCGUUGGAGGCGUUGCUGGAGAAGGCGGAUUGUGUGUCGUUGCAUACGCCGCUGAAUGAACAUACGAGGCAUUUAAUCAAUGAGAGGACAAUUGCGGUGAUGAAGGAUGGGGCGAGACUGGUGAAUACGGCCAGAGGGGAGGUGGUGGACGAGGAGGCGCUGGUCGCGGCGUUGGAGACGGGGAAGCUGUCCGCUGCUGGGCUCGAUGUGCAUUAUCAUGAACCGCAGGUCUCGAAGAGGUUGGCGGCGAUGGAGAAUGUGACGCUGACGACGCAUGUUGGCGGAGGGGCGCUGGAGACGAGGAUCAAUUUCGAGCUGAAUGCGAUGAGGAAUAUUCUGGCGGUGGUGGGCGAGGAUGGGCAGGUUAUCGGGGAGCCGUUGACUCCGGUCAAUGCGAAGGCUGUCAGGGAUAGUCACUCCGGAUAGGAGUAUAGGGGUUGUCGACUAUACAGUACUCUAGACCAUGACAUGAGCAUUUAC
Messenger RNA from Aspergillus steynii IBT 23096, 1561 nucleotides. RefSeq names its product D-mandelate dehydrogenase-like dehydrogenase. NCBI's taxonomy places the organism in Eukaryota, Fungi, Ascomycota, Eurotiomycetes, Eurotiales, Aspergillaceae. The record is from RefSeq and is a predicted model, not a curated record. The coding region runs from base 224 to 1507 and encodes 427 amino acids. The transcript has a single exon. Gene Ontology annotation, molecular function: hydroxypyruvate reductase [NAD(P)H] activity; NAD binding; glyoxylate reductase (NADPH) activity. Gene Ontology annotation, cellular component: cytosol.